AUGUCAUCACCGAAGAGAGAACCUCAAGGAAAUGGCUUUGCAAGACCUGCGCUCACCCAAACCAAAAGAGGAAACAAGUCUGACUGCUCAUCAGACUGUAGUUUUGAACCUGCAGAUUCUCAGCCUCGACUGCUAAGUCGUCAAUCUCUUUCUGCCACACCAGCAUUUAAGCGAGAACCCUCACCUUUUCGCACCCUCAGUUUUAGGACCUUGUCUCCGCCGCAAAAUGAUCCGUCUGUUGUUAAACUACCUCAACUGGUAUCACAGAUGGGCAUUGGACUGGCAGUCAGAGAGACUGUGUGGAACGAAGGACCCCGUUUCGUGACUCCUGUCACAGAAACUCAACACUCAAGUAUUGUAACUAGUUUGUCUGUUUUUCCAAGCGUCCCAAAGAAAAACACUAAAACAGGGAAAGUAUGCAAACCCAAAUACAAACCACUCACUGGAGCUGAGGUUGUUGAGAUAUUAGCCAAGAAAAAGCAUCUGGGAGAACAUGAAUUUUACUAUUUGAAGGCUUCUGAUGAUGGUCCUUACAGACCAUAUGACUUGCGAGUGGUCUCCCGCAGUGCAGUGGGUGCAGAUUACCACACCUUCUCCCCCACAAUUAUAACACAUAUGCAGGACGGCUUCUGCGUUGAAAUCUGGACCCUGGCAGAGUGGUAUCGAGAGUCUGUGCUUUGCGGAGCUUUGAGAGAAAUCCCAUGUAUCAGAGAUUUUUUACUGCGCAAGACCUUCAAACGAUGGCACAGAAAUGCACACAAGGUUACUGUCGAACGCAGGAUUGACUUCCUUCCGUCUCAGCUGCUGAUAGCAGUGCCCCAGUUCAGGGAUGCCUUACUACAUAUCUCCAGAUUAAUUGAAGAGCUAAAGCAAGUCAAUUGGCUGCCACAAGAUGAUUCAAGGACUUACACACUCCUAGAUUUCCAAAGUGCACUUCUGGAAAAGAAUCAGACGGCUCAAGUUUCUAUACAUGGUUUUCUACAUUGUCGUGCUGCAGUACUUGAUGUGGUGAAGGAUAAGAGUUACCAAGCACGUCAGGAGCUCCAGAUGAGAGUGGAACACACAAAGCUCUACCAGAACAGUCCAUCCCUACACCUUCAGCUCACAUACUUUAAAACCCUACAGAAAGAACUCAGUAAGGCAGAGCAGGACAUACAGUCGCUGGGAAACCUCGCUUCUUUAGCUGACCACAUGACUAUUCAAAACCUCAUCACCAUCUCAAAGCGUGAGAUCACAGCAUUCCUAAACAAUGUUUUAAAAAGAGAACGGGAGCAACUGGGUUGUCUCUUUCAGGCAGAGAUUGUAUUUGGAGCAGAUGAUCAGCUUACUGUUUUUCCUCCAUUGCACUUAUUUCAAGAGGUUUUGCUUGGAGCGGUGCUAUCAGUAGCAGACUCUGUCCUGCGGGUAUUUGACUCCUGCAGUUUGCCAUGUGACUCUAAAGGCUGUUUUCCCAACAGUUGUGUUGAAGACCUCAUUUCAGAAUUUAAAGCCAAAGGUUGUGAAGUAACAGAUCCUUACAGUGUUUCCUCCCAAAUGAAGCAUGAAAUGUCACCCCAAACUGUAGUGCCAGUCAAAAUGAACUCUCUCAGAGUUCAGGCACAAAGAGUGCAAGGCCAUUAUCAGCCUCUGUCACAGAGACUGCUGGAGUGGAACUUAAAAGCUCACAUCGGAGCACAAGAGAUUCAGAAUGAGAUGGAAAAGAUUGCACAGGACGCCAUUGCAGAGGUGCACCAGCAGUGUGAGAGCCGCUCUUGGUUGAUAGGUGUUCAUCUGUUUGCCAGGCAGUGGGGUUCAGCCUCUCUAGAGACCUUGCGUGGAUGUUCCCCGCUGAAAUAUGAGGAGCUAAUCAAGAAACUUCAUUUUUGGAUGGACAAAGUUCACAGCAUUCCUCAGCUCUUUACUACAUCAAAUAAGUUGUUCGUUGUCGAGUUCUCCAACAUCCAAAAGGAUAUCGGCUCCACCUUAAUCACCAUUGACGAGGAUGUGCUAAAGCUACUGUGUGAAGAUCUGCAGAUACGCUCUGAGAAUCUCACUUCUCAGCUGAAAAGAGCUGUGGAAGUCAUGGAGUCUGAGCCAAAUACUUUUCACAAGUUUACAGUUUUUUCAAACAUGGUAAAGCGCAGUGAGAGAAUGUCAGGAGAUAUGCAGCAGAGGCUGGAAGACCUCCACUCUCUACAAGAAACUGCGAGAAGGAAUUAUAUUCAUAUGGCUUCAAACAACGCUCUCUCAUUGAAGCAGGUUGAUGACUUGUGGAAUCAAUUUGUUCCACUCCUGAAACAAGCUGCAGACACAGUGUCCCAGCAGCUUCCGUCUAUGCUUGAUACACUGGACAGUAAUGUUUCCUCAUUAGUGAACAAAUUAGACAGCCUGGUUUCCAGAGCCACCUCCGGACUAUAUCUCGACCCUGACCAGAAUGGCAAAGAAAUGCUUGACCAGCUGAAACCGUUGUGCAGUCAAUUUUAUAUGAUUGCUGAGCAGUUGAAAGAUCAGAGCAGAGCCAGUGAAAUUCUGAGAGGUCACCUACUGGAUCUCACUUUUGUGACUGUAGCACAGCAGAAUAUUGAAGCAAGGAGAGGGCUCUGGGAGCUAAUGAGCAUGUCGUCCUCAAAAAUCCAAGAGUGGAAGCUGCUAAAGUUCAGGAAGUUUGUGGUUGCUAAAACCCAAGACAAGGUUAAUGAAUGGCUACAACAGGCAGAGGCAUUUGCAAAAGUUAUACCCUCCCAUGAUCCUUUGCUACAGAAAACCCUACAAAUUUUGCAGGGGUUCAGCCAGCUACUCUCUGUAUUGAGUAAGCUGAGUAGCCCCACACUGAAGCAAAAGCACUGGAGAAACAUCUCAAAGGGAGUUGGUCUGCCGUAUGACCAGGAAUUGAAAGUAACGGUGGCUGAUCUCAUGUCCAAAGAGCUACUGAGGGAUCAAAAUAAAAUCAACAAGAUCUAUCUAGAUGCCAAAGCUGAGGCAGACAUGGAACAGACAUUCAGAGCACUUCAGAGACAAUGGGAAGUGGCAGAAUUCCAUCAUACCAGGUUCAUCAUUACUGUCCAGGAACAGCAAAGUCCUCCACUAGAUGAUGUAAAGGAGAAACCUCAAAAUGCACCAAAGCAUCACAUUAGUGAUGGUGGAACCUUCACUAUUAUUGGUUUAGAGACGCUUUUGGCUCAGACUAAGGAAAGUGUUCUGACAUUUUCUGAUAUGCUGCGUUCACCACAUGUUGCUGAGUUUCAGAAAGAGGUUGAACACUGGCUGCUGCUUUUACAAAAGCUAGAUGAAUUGCUUGAUAUAUUCGAGCGAUUUCAGCAGAAAUGGAUCUUUUUAAGUAGAACAUUCAAUGAAAUGCACUCCCAAAACUCUGAGUUGCGCGAGAAGUUUCACCCGGUGGAUAAGGUAUUUCGUGAAAUCAUUGAGAUUACAGUUAAUGACCCAAAUGUGUCGAGUUUUGUUCAAAUGAGUGAAACAACAAAGGCCAGUGACCAGUUACAAGGACAGAGUCUAUAUGCUGCCUUUAUGAAUGGACUCACCACAAUGGAGGAGAUUUCCAGUCACUUACUCUACAUCUUAGAGUCACCACGAAGCCAGUUCCCUAGACUCUACUAUCUCAGUGAUGGAGAAGUGAUGAAACUUCUCUCUUUACAGCUCCCAGCACCUUCCUCCCUUUUACCUCUGGUGAAGAAAUGCUUCAAGGGAGUGAAGCAGCUUGAGGUUCAAGUUGAAGGUGAUAUUUGCCGAGAAAAUUAUUUGUCAGUUCUAAGUAAUGAACGAAUGUGGGUUCAUGGUGUAUAUGGAGAAUUUGGUGAACACGUUCCCUUCGUCUGUCCUCUUGAGUCAAACCUCAGUCCUGUGGCUUGGCUUAGUCUCUUUGAGCAAAAAUUAAACCAAGCAGUGAGAAAGACACUUCUGAAAUGCUUAGCUGUCCAGCAAAAUUCAAAGCCCGAAAAACUUCCAGGCACCCCAAACCUGAUUGGGAAUAGCAAGGGGAACAUUUCAGAAGUAGCCCAUGAUCCUCCUUCUCUUUUGAAUCUAAUAUCUCAGUUUCCUUUGCAAUCCAUUUUGGUGGCAGAGGAGGUUUUGUGGUGUAGUAUGGUCCAGAAGUCAUCACAUUUUACUACUACUGGCAUGUGGAUGAAAAUCAAGUCCCAAAAUGCAGCAAAACUGCAGUAUUUGUGCCAGCUUAUAAAAGAACAAGCGGCAAAUUCAAAUGAGAAACCAUCCAUACGUGCUUUGACAGCUCUGCGUGUCUUGGUUGUGCUAACCAUGAAGCACUCUGACCAAACCGAUAGGCUUGUUGAAGUAAAAGGAAAUUUGGAGUCCUCUUUUGAAUGGCACAAGCUUAUGAAAUAUUACAUCAUCCCAAAUCCCAAUGCAACGACUUCUGAUUUACUUCCAUCUCAAGAGGAUCAGUCUGUCUGUGUUGAUAUUCUGAGGACUCAAUUGCCAUAUGGCUAUGAAUACAUUGGACCUGAGAACUGGACGAUGGUGACUACCCCUUCAACUGAGCAAGCUUAUAUGAGCAUAAUUCUUGCCCUAUCAAGCUUCAAGUGUGCUUUCAUUAGUGGACCCCACAUGUCAGGCAAACAGCAUGCCGCUGUGCAAUUGGGUUAUGCUUUGGGACGACAAGUGGUCAUCUUGAAGUGUUGUUCAAGCACUGGUUCCUCAGUUGUUUUCCAAAUGCUUCUAGGUGCUUUUCAAACUGGGGCUUGGCUCAUCCUUGAUUCUGUGGAUAUGUUGGGACAAGGGACAUUGUCUGAGCUGGGACAACAUUUGACCGAAAUUCAUCAACAUUUAUCAGCAGUUCAAAGACAAGCACAAGAGAAAGGACAUGAGUUGUCCUCCACUGUUGGAAAGUGUAGCAGUGGAGAAUCAAUCAAAAAGUUCAACAGUACAGUGAGUGAGGUGGAAUGUCACAUUGCUGGAAAAAUGAUUUGGGCCAAGCUAACUUAUGGAUGUAUCACAAUCUCAGCGAAUGGCUACUCAACUGAGAUACCAGAAAAUUUGAGAGCAGCAAUGAGGCCUGUUGCAAUGAUGCAGCCACACUACAGAAUCAUUGCAGAAGUGAUGUUGGUGUCAUUCGGAUUCUCUGAAGCAGCUUCCAUAAGUCGCCGACUGGACUCUCUCUUUAGCCUGGCUAAGGAUUCCCAUUGCCUCCCUGAUUUUGUCAGUGGAAAUCAGACCUCUUGGCUUGUCCUUUUUAAAAAUGUGAUUGUUGCCUCAGGAGCACAUUUCCAUGUCUCUCAUCAUUUGAAAGAAAGUGAUGAAGGUACAUUUGAAACCGGAUCUACAAAUACAAAUCUUGAAACAGUGCAUGUGAGUUUAGAGGAGCAAGCAGCAAUCAAAGGAGUUCUGUCAGUCAUGCAGUAUACUGUGUCAGAUCCAAAGAGAGCAUCACAGUUUUAUACCGUAUUUGAGGCAAUCUUUCCAAAAGUGAGGUCCAUUCCAAGUCUACAACAGUUCAUUGAUGAAGGGGAACAAAGUGUGCUUAGAAAUGCAGUGAAAGAGGAGUUGCAUAAACAAGGAUUUUAUGCAGACACACAAAUGCUUCACAAUGUAUUUAACCUGCAUCAAGCUCUGAAGCUCUCCAAUGUUGUAGUGCUUGUUGGACCAGCAGGUAGUGGCAAAACAACUUUGUAUCAAGCCCUUGUAAGUGCACUUCAAAAACUUUCCAAGGAUCUGGAGGUUGAAUCUAACAGUGAUCCUAAAGGAGAUCUUAAAGACAUAUAUCAUCAUUUGUCUAAGUCAUGUUGGACCUCUGUGAGCACUGAGGUCAUAUUCCCCAAUACCUUGUCCCACAAACAGUUUUUUGGUGGUUAUUUUGGCAUGGACAACUCCUGGUAUGAUGGAGCUUUCACUAAAGCAUUAAGACACUCUGAGCAGCCAUUGCCUAUCGACCUUUUCAAAAGAAAGAAAACAUUGCAAACACGGCGAUUGAAAUGGAUUGUGUUGGAUGGCGAUCCAUUUGGCAGACCUGCUUGGUUGGACUCUUUGACUACUCUUUGCGAUCUUGAACAUCCGUAUCUUUACCUUUCAUCAGGAGAGAAAAUUGAGCCAUCAAAACUGAAAAUACUAGCUGAGGUCACAAACCUUGGUGAUUCAACCCCCUCUGUUGUGACACACUGUAGUCUGGUAUAUGUUUCUGGAGAGAACCUGUGGAGAUCUGUGUGGAAGUGUGAGAUGGAUGUGCUCUCUAGUGAGUAUAAUAUGGACCAGAUUACUCUGGAAAUGUGGAGUCACCUUGCUGAAGACCUUUUCUCUGACACACUAGAGUUUCUCAAAAACAAAGCACUUUCUCCAGCGCUGGCCAGUGAUGGAUGUGAAGCCAGACAUUCAUCUAGGAUGACUGAUGGUUUGCAGGAAAUAAUGUCCUUUGUUAAGAUUCUUCGUGUACUUUUGGAGCAUUCUGGAAAAUCAGAAGACUUGAAAUACACUUCAAGGAAAUCAGAAACAACAGAUAAUGCACAAGUUGUCCAGCCACCGUGCAGUGAUGCCAUGGCUCCCUCAACUCAAUGGGGCUUGCAAGCAAGAAACCUCUUCAUUGUAGCUUACAUUUGGGGAUUUGGAGGACAUUUGAACCCUAGACACUGGCCACAUUUUGAUCUUUUUGCACGGGAGGCUCUACAUAAGAGCCAUUGUAAAGUUGAGACUCCACCAGACGGCACAGUAUUUGAGCAUUUCUUUGAAUUCAGUGCAAUGAGAGACACAACCAAUUUCAUCAACUACAGUAGGCGUAAGAGUCCACAGCUCUUCUUCACGUCUGUGCCUCAG
Messenger RNA from Pimephales promelas (fathead minnow), 6756 nucleotides. NCBI's taxonomy places the organism in Eukaryota, Metazoa, Chordata, Actinopteri, Cypriniformes, Leuciscidae. The record is from RefSeq and is a predicted model, not a curated record.